AUGCAACCGCCGAAGCAGCAUUCAUGGAUCAAUCUUGUGGAAGUUAAAGGUCAGUUGGUUAAGAAGCUUGGGAUGGAGAGAUCGAACCGGUAUUUUGAUUACUUGAAUCGGUUUUUGAGUUUGAAGUUGAGCAAACGUGAGUUCGAUAAGCUUUGUUUGACGACGAUCGGGAAAGAUAAUAUCCGACUGCAUAAUCAGUUGAUUUGUGCUGUUUUGAAGAAUGCUUGGUUAGUAACGGUUGGAAGUAAAAAACCUUUAGAUGUUGUUUACCAUGAAAACGGGUCGGUUCCAGUUGUAACCCGUGUUACAAGUCCGUUAAAUUUGGCCAAUGGUGAUAUUCUUCCUCCAUCCGUACGAAAAGCAAGAACCGGAGCCCGUGAUCGAAGAGUUGUUGACCGUAAAAGUGCUCUCGGGCCAAAUGGGUCGACAAAUUUCACUCCUUUUUCAUCGUCUACCCCGCAAACGGGUGAUUUUUGUGUUGUGGAGAACGGGGAAUCUUCUUCCUCUAAUCAUCAAGAACUCAUGAAACAAGCGGAAAACGGUGCACUUGUGAGCGUAAAUCGAGUAGAACAGACCGAACCAUUAUGUAAAACAGAUGGGAAAAUCAUACAUGCUCCACUCGGGGUACCGCAUUUUCCUAUCACUAUAGGUGGGACCCACAUGGGAAAUAAUAGUAAAUGUGUUGGUGUGCUGCAUAUUGACGGUUUGUUAGACACAACAACGUUAAAGGAACGUAUGGAGCAAAUUACCACAUUCCAUGGGAUUCAACAUGUGUCGAUGGAUUGUGCAAACGUGUUAAACAGGGGAUUAGAUGUUUAUUUAAAGGGUUUGAUUAGGUCAUGUGUUGAACUAAAUGGAUCUAGAUCAUCCGUUCACAAGCCAACGCAAAAUGAUUCGGUCAAGCACCUGAAUCUUAUUCAACCCGUAAACGAUGUUUUGCCGGGUCAUCAUCAUCAAAUGCAAGAACUAGAACAGGAACAGGAACAGAAACCGAAGCGGUUAGUAAAUUUGCUAGACUUUACGGUUGCUAUGGAGCUUAACCGUAAGCAGCUUGGGGACGAUUGGCCCAUACUUCUAGAAAAGAUAUGUUGUACACAUGAUUUUGAGGAAUAA
Helianthus annuus (common sunflower) is the source of this 1113-nucleotide messenger RNA. RefSeq lists its product as uncharacterized. Gene Ontology annotation, molecular function: transcription coactivator activity. The record is from RefSeq and is a predicted model, not a curated record. The transcript has a single exon. NCBI's taxonomy places the organism in Eukaryota, Viridiplantae, Streptophyta, Magnoliopsida, Asterales, Asteraceae. Gene Ontology annotation, cellular component: SAGA complex. Gene Ontology annotation, biological process: regulation of transcription by RNA polymerase II. The coding region runs from base 1 to 1113 and encodes 370 amino acids.